Didymella exigua CBS 183.55 is the source of this 2167-nucleotide messenger RNA. RefSeq lists its product as uncharacterized. The record is from RefSeq and is a predicted model, not a curated record. The transcript has 4 exons. Gene Ontology annotation, molecular function: DNA-binding transcription factor activity, RNA polymerase II-specific; zinc ion binding. Gene Ontology annotation, biological process: regulation of DNA-templated transcription. Lineage: Eukaryota; Fungi; Ascomycota; Dothideomycetes; Pleosporales; Didymellaceae. The coding region runs from base 360 to 1745 and encodes 461 amino acids.
CCUGUCACUUUGCUGGUCGUGAAAAGUGGUCCCUGCGGUGGUGGCAGCUAGCUUACAUACAGGACAUGCACCAGUGCUUCACUCUCCUCCUUCCCUUGGUCUUCACUUCUGGACCCCGAGCAUUACCGUCAUUUGGCCCUUACCCCUCGGAUUACUGCCCAUAAUAUCUAUUGCGCCUAGAGGCCCAUGACAUGGUCGAUCGCCCGCAAUCGCCUCCGCCGACUGCUCCCGUCGUGAUCAAAAUCUAGUGCGGGCUCCAACGUUUUAGAAGUCAUCUUGCCUGACUGUCUAGGCCUCUUCAAUGCAAUCUCUGGUUUCGUGCGUUUAGAUUCAGGAAUUGCGACAACACAGCACUGCACAUGGCUAUUGUAACGGACCGCCGUGCGAAGAAGACCGCUUCCAGACUAGAUCGCCCGUUGCCUCUACAGCCCGCCCGUAAAGUAAUGAGCCUCAACACUCCGAAUCACAGUCCUGGCGUUGAUGGUCUUGCUCCCGAGCCUACCUCUGUGGAACAUCUGGAUUUUGAAAACACCUUGACAGGACCGGACUCUACUGUUCUCGCGCCUCCGCAUUCUAGCAAGAGAAGACGCUCAUCUAAAGCCAAAGUACCUGGAGAACUUCGACGAUCAACAUCAACGCCACACAUGCGCAACCUGGCUCUGGGACAAUCAGGCGACUUGUCGCCAACAAGUAACAAGGCGCGCAAUAAGCUAGGAUACCAUCGGACAUCGGUUGCGUGCGGUCACUGUCGACGACGCAAGAUUCGAUGUCUUCUGGCACCAGAUGAUCCACAAAGCCGCUGCUCGAAUUGCAUUCGGCUGAAGAAAGAGUGCAACUUCUUUCCCGUGGACCACAACAUCGACCCACAACGUCCCUCGGGCGCAGUAAAAGACCCGGGUACAGGAACACCAAAAACACCUGUAGCCUCAUCCCCACGGCACCUCGGAUCACACUCAGGGGAAAAGAUCGGCGAAUUUCGUCUGCCAUACCAUGGAGGUGUCACAGCUGCCCCGAAUCCGCCUUAUGGCUAUUCUGGUGAACAAGGCAUUGAUCCCCAUCAUACGCCAACAUCAAGCGGAGCAGUGCAACAAGCAGCUUACCCGUAUCCUCCUCCGAUAGAGACCCAGUGGCCUCCAACAACCAGCUAUCUCCCAUCCUCAACGAUAGCAGAAAGCCCGAACUCGAGCGCAGGAUACUGGCGACAGUCCCCGUCUACGGCCAAUUCCGUGUACGGAAGCGAGUCUGGGGUUUCCGGCGUCCAUACCCCAGCGACCAUGAGCACAAGCUCCACAAUGUCAUAUGGCCAUCCAGAAGGCCAAGCAUGGGGCCAACAACCACCAUUUCAACCACCGCCGACGCGAUCAAUGUCAUACGGAAACAUUGAGGGGUUACCGCAACAAUAUCAUGGCCAAGGACUGGGGAUCCAGCAAGACUUCGGGCGAAGAACUUCACCCUACCCUUAUCCCUCCAGCAUAGAUACAAACCAGCCAAACAUGCACACAACCACUAUGGGAGGAUCAACAUCUGGUCCUCUUUCAGCUCCAGUGCUGCAAUCUCACCAAUUCUACCCCCCAGCUUGGAACUCGUACGAACAGAACCAGAUGUCACCAAUGCACGUCCCUAGCCGCUCCAUGAGCGCGCAAUGGUACGCAGAGCCUGGGCAUCUAGACCAAGUGCAAGAAGAAGGCGCACCACCGAUGGCAUACACACAGCACGGGAUACGCCAAUACUAUUCCGGCCCAUGAUUUAAGAGAAAACAACUUCACCCUACGAUCAGGAUGACGCUCCAACUAUAUUUCCACCAUUUAAAUCCAUAGAACCCUUCCAGAGACUCAGAACGGGAGGCGGCGCAUAUUGAUCACGAUCACCAGCGGCUGGUGCUUUUUACAUCGAUCUUCAGGCGUAUGGUAACAACUUGGGAACAAUCGGUUACUGAAAAAGUUCGAGUUUCGUACACGCACGGCCAAAACACUUUUCAUUCGAUUACCCCCACGUCAUCUUCCACGAUUGCUUCAACAAAUCCAUCGCAUUACGAGACGGGCAGCUGAAGGCUUGCCACAGACUGGCGGCUUCCUCAGAAAUCAUAGGAAGACUCGAUUCUCGACUUACGUCUUACCCUUCCCAUGUACGAAUAGAAGCUUUAUCUGGCCGGAGUCAGAUUCUUGGG